This is a messenger RNA of Spirodela intermedia, 4756 nucleotides long. The record is from the annotation of a GenBank genome assembly. Lineage: Eukaryota; Viridiplantae; Streptophyta; Magnoliopsida; Alismatales; Araceae.
AUGGGCUUUCUAAGCAUUGUGGGUAAUUCCUUUGGCUGCUCGGCGUCCGGGGAGAGGCUCGUAUCGGCUGCGAGGGAUGGAGAUCUACAGGAAGCGAAGGCUCUCCUGGAGUACAACCCCCGUCUUGCCAGGUACUCCACCUUCGGCGUCCGAAAUUCGCCGCUUCACUACUCCGCAGCACAAGGCCACCACGAGGUACUCGGCUCAUUCCCCUUGGAUCAGUUCCAAUUCUUCAUCACAGUGCUUCGCGUUUGACCAAAAUCGUACGCAAGACCCAAAGGCAAGUCAAAUUAAAAUUCUGUCUCUGCCCUCUUGCGUCCAGAUCGUCUCCUUGUUGCUCGAAUCCGGCGUGGAAAUCAACCUCAGGAAUUUCCGUGGGCAGGUGAGAUGGUUCCUACUCUUCCCAUCCGAAUUUCUCCUCUUAUAUAGCCCCGUGAUUGCUAUCAUUAGUCAUCAGAUACGAGCUUUUACUGAAAUAAUCUUACAUUCGAUCUGCAUCGUCAGUAGCUUAAUAGGAGGGAGAUCUACUAAUAUUAAUAAUUCCCGCUGAAACUUGCCUUCCUGAUGAACAGACAGCGUUGAUGCAAGCCUGCCAGUACGGUCAUUGGGAGGUCGUUCAGACCCUUAUUCUCUUCAAGGCCAAUGUAAGCUACCCUGUUUCUUAAGUGGUUCGUCCUUUUGCCCCGAGAAUUUGCAUUGGGCUUUCUUUGACUAACAUAUUGGAUAACGGCUUCAUCAGAUACACAGGACAGACUAUCUCAACGGAGGAACAGCUCUCCACUUCGCCGCCCUAAAUGGCCACACCCGCUGCAUCCGCCUUCUCCUCGCAGAUUAUGUACCCAGCUCACCUCAGUUCUGGAACUCCGCCAGGGGAAAGUCAACGAACGAAACUCCGAGGAUGCCAGAGUUUGACGAGAGGUAAUUCUGUCAACUUCGAUAUGAUCGAGCAUUGACAAUUUGGACGCAGGACUCUUAAAAUUUUCUGCUUUUCGCGUCCCCAGUGCUCUGUCCAGGGUUGUUAAUAAGUGGGCAGAUGGCGGCAUUACUGCCCUUCACAUGGCUGCUCUAAAUGGGCACCUUGAGAGUGUUCGAUUACUGUUGGACUUGGGCGCUCGUGUGUCUGAUGUCACAGUGGAGGAUGGAACGACGAUUGACCUGAUAGGUAGGCCCUCACCCUUUUCUUGACGUCAUGUCAGGAUGCGGGUUCAGUGAAUAUGUGGUACUAUUUAUGCAGAAAUCUGUCAGAUUGUUGGGUUUACUGUCAGUUUUUUGCUCGGCUUGUUGGGAUAUCUAGCUUCGUUUUCAUAUAAAUGUUCAUGUAAAUUUCUAUUUCUUCCAUAAAACGGAUCAUACUAGAGCUGGAUCUUGGAGAAUUUGUUUCCGAGUAGCAGAUAAUUUUUUCCGAAAUUAUCUGAACUCAUGUACUAUUGACUUUUUCCGAAAAGGAUACGAUCGGAUCAGGAAGAUACAUAGAACACCAUAGUAGACGGUAUGUUGGCAAGAAGAAAACUAUUGGUUCAAGAUGGAAUUGGUCCUUUCUGCCUUGAAUGUUUCAGGGCUCCUGUUCAGUUGUGGUCUUUGGAAAUCUACAAAUCGCUUGAAUUGAUGAAUCUGGUUGGUCUGGGCCGUUAACAAAUUUGAUUCUUUGUCCAAUCGUUCUUAUGCCAUGAUUUCUGGAUAAUCAUACAUUUUCUAACGUCUUCAUGCUUGGCCAAUACAAACUUCUUCCGAGUUUAGCUGCACGCCCUAGACACAUUUUGCCACCCAACUUGUGUAAAAUGUACACAGUACGCAGGGUUGACUCAGAUAUACCUCGUAAGGGGUGGCAAGGGUUGAUCAUGGACGAUGAAUUCCUUCAUAUACUUUGUUGAAUUGUAUAAGAUGAUUGUGUGCCAGCUCUAUCGUACUAAAUAACUUGAUAUUCACCUUGUUCUCAUAUAUUCAUAUCAUCAAUGUUUCACCAAGGAAUUGGAAUCCAAAGAUGCAAACCUCGGCCACCACCUGUUCUCAACUAGGUCUUGGGGUGUCAUCUUCCAGGUCCCUAUCGGUGGCUGGGUUUUUCAUUGAGGGUAUUGUGAUAAUGAUGAUUACCUGUGUUAAUUGAUCUAUCAGAAUUGCUAUGCUUUUAGAGAAUUUGCUUUUUAUACACGAAAAGUAUGUUAUGAUUUCUCUGUUAGAUAAAUCUUCUUCUUUUCCAAUUCAUCAGGCGCUGGUAGCACCCCACUUCAUUAUGCUGCUUGUGGCGGAAGUGCACAGUGCUGCCAAGUAAGUUGAUCAAUUGAGAUGUUUAUCAUGUUUAUCCAAAACAAGGACGUGUAGUUAUUUACUUCAUGCCUCCUUUUUCAGAUUCUAAUCGCCAGGGGCGCCUGUUUGAAUGCUGAAAAUGCAAAUGGGUAGGCUUUCUUCUGAUAAUCUUCACCGUAGAAUUGAUGCCAGUAAAAGGAAAAACACACUAAUCAUUUAUGAAAUUCCACUUAAUUUUUUUCUGCACCACUUAAAAUUUUCGUGUAUGCAAGGUUUAUAAAACAAAGCCACGAUGAGUAGCAUUGUUUGCUACCUUUCUUAAAAUUAAAUAAUUUAAUAGAGCUGAAAAUGCUCAUGUUUAUCAUCAAUUGAACGCACACUCAUUCUACCGUCUUUACCAAAACACGGGGAAGCCCAGCCGCCAUUUAUGCAUAUUUACCUAGUUUUCUGAGAAGAUUAAAGGCCAAAAGCUUGGAUCAUCCCUCAAACAUCAUACGCAAGACCUUCUGAAUCACCGAGGUAGGCAUAGCUUAAACUUUAUGUGUUACGUUCCAUUUACCUUGUAAAAUAUUUCGAUAAUUCCUAGUAAAUACAAGGACUUCCUAAUAGUUAGUUUACUACUAAAAACAAUUCCUGAAUGCUCAUGGUUAUUUGAGAAGUUCCUAGGCAAAGGACAUAAUUUCUGUUGUCUCUAUGGUAGUUCUGUUUCUUAAUCUUCUUCACUUUUCUCGCUUAUUUUCAUGGCGAAUCAUUGACGAUUAGCUAACCAGCUGAGUCCUUUCCUCCGACUUUGAAGGUUGACACCACUGAUGGUGGCUCGCUCGUGGCAUAGAAAUUGGUUGGAGAGUAUUCUUAGCAAACAGCCUGAGGGCCGUGCGCGUAUUCUCCCAUCUCCGUAUCUAUCUCUUCCAUUAAUGAGCGUCGUUAAGAUUGCAAGGUGAAAUGAGAUAUUCUCCUCUUGUCUUCUUAUUGCUUGUAAAGUCCCAAAUCUUCUUUCUUAUCUCGUAUUUAUUGAAGAUCGUCUUAUUUCUUCGUAUAUAAGGUUGCCCAGGUUUUUUUCAUUCCCUACUAUUUAUUUGGUUCCCUUCUCCGAGUCAAUCCCAGAUUGAAAUAUCAUUGGUCGGAUGGGAAAAAUGGGGAUGAUAAUGGGGGAUAUUACCCUUAUUUUCUCCUUUUUCUUAAGGUGGUUCACAGUUUAUGGGAGAAAUAAUCAGAGAGGAAAAGCAGAAUCAUCCUCUUUCAUCAAUAUUUCUACUGAUUUUACUAUUAAUACGGAUCUGUUUUCACUUCAGAUUAGUCACUUUAGUCCCCUGUUUCUUCCAAAUGGAUUGAAUUAAUGAUCAUAUCAUAUCUUUGCUUUAUAAGUGCUUCCUAGAACUUCGUUGCGAUCCACCUACGAUACGACCCUCGUUCCCCCCCCCCCCCGUUUUUCUUGCGGCAAAUUCGCUGUCUCAGAAGGGAAAAGUAGGUCCGCGCAAACCAUCUUGUUUCAUCGAUAUUUUUUACCGAUUUGAUCUCGUUAUGGGUUUGUUUCUGUUCAUUGUGUGAAUUAUGUCAAAUCUUUAAGCGAGACGUGAUUUUCUCUCGCUGUUUCGCCCUAAACCGAUGCUUGAAAGGCCAAUCGUCGACGGUGAUUUCUUCUACAGGGAAUGCGGAUGGAGGAACGCGGGUCAAUCUCCCGCGUGCAUCGAUCCUUGCGCGGUGUGCUUGGAGAGACGAUGCACGGUGUCGGCAGAAGGUUUGUCCCUAUCCUUUUCUCUGAAUGGAUCAGUUCUAGCAGCUUCGAAACUUUUCGAACCCCCCGUUUCGAAUGAAUAUAUGGUUUGAACCAUCGAUUUCUCUGCAGGUUCGAAGCAUUAAUUCCUCCAUAAAAUUAUCGUUUCCCAGAACAGUUUUUUUAUGUUCUUGGGUCUGAUAAUGGAUAAUUUUUGAAGUACAGCAAGCCGAUUGCCUGCUGAGAAUUCAUGAUUUUCUGUUCCGUGUUUUUGAAUUGUGGUUUCCUGUUAACACGGCGUUUCCAAACUUUGCAGGCUGUGGCCAUGAGUUCUGCACUAGAUGCGCUCUGUAUCUAUGUUCGACAAACAGCACAUCAACCGUGGUGCCCGGCCCUCCUGGUUCGAUUGCUUGCCCCCUCUGCCGUAACGCCAUCGUCGCCUUCGGCAAGGUACCCGGCGCCAGCCCCGUCAGGGAGCCGUCAAGAAUGAGCAUGUCCCUGUCUCUAUGCGCGGCCUGUCCGGCAGUGGGAUCCGAUAGCGCCGCGGCGGCAACUACCCAGCUAUGCCGAUCGGACACCUACUGCGCGCGGAUCCCGCCGCUGGGUUCGUCGUCUUUCCGGUCGCUCAGCAGUCAGAAGUUCCCGUCGAUGAGGCUCAACUCCUGCAUGAGGGCCCCUGAGACGAGAUCUUCCCUCGUCAGGUCCUCGCGGGCAAGGCUCCGCCGUUCGGCCUCCCACGUCGAAGGGAGGAGGUCGUGGCUCGUGUCCCUCAACCAGUGCGUGACGACUGGAAGUUGA